AUGAACGACAGAGAAGGCAGCAGUCGCGAGCUCCUAACAAUAUUCGACGAGGAAAAUGAAUCAGAAUCCAUCACAAUUCGCUCCGUGAAUGGCGACUACUUCAUCUCAACGCGAAAAGAAGCUCUUCUCGCCGAAUCCAAGGCGCGAAUCGUCGUGUCGGAUUCCGACAGGCCUCCCUACCCAGUCCUUCCUGAACUCGUCCUGCUCCUCGUCGAGUUCGGCCACGCCGUCGUCAGAGACGCGUCCUCUGGAGACCUGCUUCAGUUCCAAGACCUCGUGCUGCCCGAAGAUCCAAAGUUCGAAGUCCGACGCUUCACGGCACGAGACUUCUGGCGCAAAGGCUACUUUUUGGCUUCCGGGUCGAGGUUCGGCGGAGAUCUGAUGGCCUACAUGGGCAGUCCGAAUCAGCUCCACUCGGAAUUCGUUAUUCUCUGCUCUGCGGAUCCAAAUGUCAAUGUUUUAUCACUUAUCUCUAUCGCUCGUUGCUGCAAUCAGGUCAAGAAAAAGCUAGUCCUAGCUCUUCUGAAGAACACUCACACUCCUUAUUACCUCUCGCUCAGCUGGCUGCGACCCGAAACUCACUAA
Molecule: messenger RNA, 585 nt
Organism: Caenorhabditis auriculariae
Lineage: Eukaryota; Metazoa; Nematoda; Chromadorea; Rhabditida; Rhabditidae
Source: the annotation of a GenBank genome assembly